AUGUCUCAACCGAUGAAAGAGGAAGUGGAGAAGACAAGCAAGAAGGAAGCGAACGGCUACGGAAGACCUCCAGAAGGCAGUCUAUCGGAUCAGCGAGCUAAAAAAGCGGCAAGCCAUGUCGCGCGUGAGAUGCUCCAGCUCUGCGAGAUAAUUGAGGAUUUCGGCCGAAGGAAAAAUGCCGACGAGCCGAUUCGCAUCGAUUUUGGAAGUUUGUUUCGAAUUUACACAUCGAUUUCCGACAAGGUUGUUGGCACAUUAUUGAGGGCUCGAAAGCACGGAAUGGUCACAUUCGAAGGAGAGAUGCUUUUCCAGGGACGCGAUGAUAAAGUGGUGAUUUCGCUGAUUUUGGAAGGCGACAAGCUUCAGGAGCAGAUUCAGGCGCACGCGGCGGCUAAUCCGCAAGAUUAA
Caenorhabditis bovis is the source of this 408-nucleotide messenger RNA. The record is from the annotation of a GenBank genome assembly. NCBI's taxonomy places the organism in Eukaryota, Metazoa, Nematoda, Chromadorea, Rhabditida, Rhabditidae.